Tupaia belangeri chinensis (Chinese tree shrew) is the source of this 2091-nucleotide messenger RNA. It is a transcript of the gene KRT4, whose product is annotated as keratin 4. The record is from RefSeq and is a predicted model, not a curated record. Gene Ontology annotation, biological process: keratinization; intermediate filament organization. The transcript has 9 exons. The coding region runs from base 42 to 1625 and encodes 527 amino acids. Gene Ontology annotation, molecular function: structural constituent of skin epidermis. NCBI's taxonomy places the organism in Eukaryota, Metazoa, Chordata, Mammalia, Scandentia, Tupaiidae. Gene Ontology annotation, cellular component: keratin filament.
GCUCCUCUCUGGUAGCUCCGAACUCACUCUCCUCUCUCAUCAUGAUCGCCAGACAGCAGGGUGUCAGGGGUGGCUCUCGGGGCUUCAGCUGUGGCUCGGCCAUCGUAGGUGGGGGCAAGAGGGCUGCCUUCAGCUCACUUUCUGUGUCUGGGGGUGCAGGUCGCUGCUCUUCUGGGGGCUUUGGCAGCAGGAGCCUCUACAACCUUGGGGGGAGUAAGAGCAUCUGCAUGAGUGUGGCUGGGUCUCGGCAAGGCGCUGGCUUUGGGGGUGCUGGAGGCUUUGGAGCUGGCAGCUUUGGUGCUGGUUUCGGCGCUGGCGGCUUUGGUAGUGGAUAUGGGGGCUCCUUCAAUGGCCGGGGUGGUCCUGGCUUCCCAGUAUGCCCUGCUGGGGGAAUUCAGGAGGUCACGAUCAACCAGAGCCUGUUGACCCCACUCCAUGUGGAGAUUGAUCCUGAAAUCCAGAAAGUCCGGACUGAGGAGCGGGAGCAGAUCAAGACCCUCAAUAACAAGUUCGCCUCCUUCAUCGACAAGGUGCGGUUCUUAGAGCAACAGAAUAAGGUCCUGGAGACCAAAUGGAACCUCCUCCAGCAGCAGACGACCACCACGUCUGUCAAAAACCUUGAGCCCUUAUUUGAGGUCUACUUGAGUGCCUUGAGGAAGCAGCUGGACAGCCUUUCCAAUGACAAAGGGCGUCUGCAGUCUGAGCUGAAGACCAUGCAGGACAGUGUGGAGGACUUCAAGACCAAGUAUGAAGAUGAGAUCAACAAACGCACAGCUGCUGAGAAUGACUUCGUGGUUCUCAAGAAGGAUGUGGAUGCUGCCUACAUGACCAAGGUGGAGCUGGAGGCCAAGGUGGAUGGCCUUAAUGAUGAGAUCAGCUUCCUGAAGGCCUUCUAUGAUGCGGAGCUGUCCCAGAUGCAGACCCAUGUCAGUGACACAUCCGUGGUCCUCUCUAUGGACAACAACCGCAAUCUGGACCUGGACAGCAUCAUCGCGGAGGUCCGUGCCCAGUAUGAAGAGAUUGCCCAGAGGAGCAAGGCUGAGGCUGAGGCGCUGUACCAGACCAAGGUCCAACAACUCCAGACCUCAGUUGACUUACAUGGUGACAGCCUGAAGAACACCAAGAGUGAGAUUGCAGAGCUCAACAGGAUGAUCCAGAGGCUGAGGGCUGAGAUCGAGAAUGUCAAGAAGCAGUGCCAGACUCUGCAGGCAUCUGUGGCUGAUGCUGAGCAGCGUGGGGAGGUGGCCCUCAAAGAUGCCUAUAACAAGCGCACAGAGCUGGAGGGUGCCCUGCAGAAGGCCAAGGAGGAGCUGGCCAAGAUGUUGCGCGAGUACCAGGAGCUGAUGAACGUGAAGCUGGCCUUGGACAUCGAGAUUGCCACCUACCGCAAGCUGCUGGAGGGCGAGGAGUUCAGAAUGUCUGGAGAAUGCCAGAGUGCCGUGAGCAUCUCCGUGGUCGGCAGUGGGGUCAGUGCUGGAGGAAUCGGUGGAGGAUUAGGAAGCUCCUCUGGAUUUGGCCUAGGUAGUGGCUUCGGCUCUGGCUCUGGAAGUGGCUUCGGGUUUGGCGGCGGCGUCAGUGGAAGUUCCAGCGGCAAGAUCAUCACUACCAAGAGAUCCCAGCGAUAGAGAAGCUAUGUGUCUCUGCAAUCCCUUAAGCCCAGCUGGGCCCAGCCCUGGUGUCUGCGUUUCCUUCUCUUUGCCCACACCCUCCCUCUCUGGGGCUCACCUUACCAGUAUCAUCUCCAUUCUCCUCUGGGAGCUCUCUGCUCCAGGAUGAUCUUCUCUGCCAGGACAUAGACUCUGCCCUCAUGGAGUUUGAUAGCUUCUUCUUGAUUUGGGCCUGGUCACCCCUCAGGGGGAUGGAUGUCAGCUGACUUUUCAUACCUCCCAUGGACAGAGGAGAAAAUUACCAGGAGCUUAGUCUCUGGAAUCGUCAGGAUCACAUAUGUCCCCUCCCAGCCCAACAGCAUUUUCCACCAGAUCCUGGAUAUCCAUCUACAUAGGAACCAAACUCAUUCUCCGUCACCUGGCAGCAGCUGGCCCUGCAAGGUUGAGACAAGAACCACUCAGUGUCCCGUUCAAUUCUUUUCAC